UCACAGGGAAAAUGUGGAUCCAACAUUAAAGUGCUUUCGGUGAUCGGAGUUUACACCCGCCGACCAUCAAGAUGGAUCAAGGCUCCCGUAUCCAGACAUCUCGUCAUACCUUAUCCGUACAUGCCUCACAUUAAACGAUAUGGCUACCAUAGAACCUGGAGACCACAAGGCUGCAAUGGAGCGCGCCUUGAGUUUAGCCAACAACUCCCCUCCCAAGCCCACCAACUUCCGUGUAGGAGCUCUAAUUGUGCGCCUUAGCGACAACAGCAUCAUUGCCGAAGGAUACACACUUGAACUUCCCGGAAACACGCAUGCAGAAGAAACAUGUCUACUGAAACUCGCUGAGCAGCAUGGAACGACAGAAGAGAACCUAUCGGAUGUCUUCAACACCCCUCAUGCUCUAUACACCACUGUUGAACCCUGUUUCAAGCGGCUGAGCGGCAAGCUCCCCUGCGUCGAAAGAGUGUUACGCCAAAAGUCAUGGAUCAAGCAAGUUUAUGUUGGCGUCCAGGAGCCUGAGACUUUUGUUGGGGAGAAUACAGGUCGCAAAACGCUCGAAGAUGCUGGUAUUGAGAUCCACCAUGCCUCAGGCUUGGAGGAUGAGAUUCUGAAGGUUGCGACUGCAGGGCAUAUCAAAUCAUGAAAUAAGCUAUUCGUAUGAGAUCAAACUGGAUAUCCAUGGGUGUUAUUGAGUAAUGGACGGUCUUGUGUGCAUAUUAGGGAAAUGGCCCAGAUGGUGGAGUUGAGACGAGACGGUAAGUUUUCCGUCCC
Molecule: messenger RNA, 771 nt
Organism: Fusarium redolens
Lineage: Eukaryota; Fungi; Ascomycota; Sordariomycetes; Hypocreales; Nectriaceae
Product: cytidine deaminase-like protein
Exons: 1
Coding region: 140-643 (167 amino acids)
Molecular function (GO): catalytic activity
Source: RefSeq, a predicted model, not a curated record